GACAGACAGCAGAAGCUCAGAGACCGGCUGAUCCACGCAAAAUGUAACAACAGAUGGGACGGUGAAAGAUCUGGUACAUCUUCAGCUUCAAGCCAUCCUCACUUUGAGCUGCAGCUGGUGCUGGCAUUUGCAUCCUAAUCUGAAAGGUCACAGUUUUCCAUCUCGGUUUUCCACCUAAAGUCAGAGAAAAUGGCAGCGAUUCCAUCAGGUGGCGCCUUCACUGCCACUCAUGAUUAUUACAGAAGACGGAUAGGGUCUAACUCUAGCAGCAGCUCCUGCAGCAGCGCAGAACACACAGGAGAGGCGCUUCCACACCACCCAGGACUUCCAAGGCAAGAUUCUGGUCACUGGUGGACUUCAUUUUUCUUUGCAAAACAGAACCAGCCUGGCACCCAGAAUGCAUCUGACUCUCAAAAGAACAGAACCUACGCAGUGACCAGCGGGCAGGGGGGCUGCAUCACCAGGGAAAUGGUUUUAAACAGACAAACCAGUGAAAGCAGUGACAAUGGAGCAUUUGAGCCAUCAACACCUCCACCAACAUCCUCAUAGACUUUAUUCCCAACAUCACCUUCCCAUCCUGUCAAAUUUCCAUCGUCAUCCUGGAGAUGGAAGAGAUGGGGUUAUUGUGACGACUUGAGUUCGUUUUCAUUUAUUAUUAUAACUGAAGAUAUAUGAAAUCAAAUGUGUAAAAAUUUUUCAGUGUUUUUGUCUGUGUGACUUUUGCUGUAAAAUAAUUGUGUACUUGUGAGGUGUUCAGCACUGUUAGAAAUUUCUUGUAUUUUUACAGGAAAUUCGUCAGACCUAAUUGCAGAAAAUUGACAGUAAUAUACAAUUUUACUGUAAAUU
Messenger RNA from Thalassophryne amazonica, 846 nucleotides. Its product is annotated as pancreatic progenitor cell differentiation and proliferation factor A-like. NCBI's taxonomy places the organism in Eukaryota, Metazoa, Chordata, Actinopteri, Batrachoidiformes, Batrachoididae. The transcript is spliced from 5 exons. Bases 190 to 549 code for a protein of 119 amino acids. Gene Ontology annotation, biological process: cell differentiation; multicellular organism development. The record is from RefSeq and is a predicted model, not a curated record.